Oryza sativa Japonica Group (Japanese rice) is the source of this 3403-nucleotide messenger RNA. The record is from RefSeq and is a predicted model, not a curated record. NCBI's taxonomy places the organism in Eukaryota, Viridiplantae, Streptophyta, Magnoliopsida, Poales, Poaceae.
AGCAAAGACCCGGCUCUUAGUGAGCUCCUCAACGGAGAGUAGAAUCCCCUUAAGGAUUUGAACUCCGGGAACAACUCGGUGAACUUCAUUGUUGGUGAUAUCUCUUCUCCUAUUAUUUAGCUUUGCUUUUGUGCCGCUUUAGAUCUAGUCGCUGUUUGCGCCAUACUCUUGUUUGUGCACUAGAUCUACUUGUAGUGUUCCUUUAGUGGAUCAGACAGUCUGAUCCAACAUCAGACUAUUUGAUAUUUUCGGAUAGUCUGACUGUGGAUCAGACUUUCCGACCCUAACUCAGUUUUAGCUUCCGCAUAAAGUUUUAAAUUAGCCUAUUCACCCCCCUCUAGGCCUAAUUGACCCUUUCAAUUGGUAUCAGAGCCUAAUCUCCUAAUUAGGCUUAACCACUUGGAGAGAUCAUGUCGGGCCAAACGGGGGAAGGCAAAGAUGGUGAUAAGGGAGUUAUGUUUCCUUAUGACUAUCCAACUACAUCUACAUUUUAUGUGAGUACCUAUAGCGGCAAAGCUCCGUAUUUCAAUGGUACGGACUAUGCCGCUUGGAAGCAUAAGAUGAAGAUGCAUUUGAAGUUUAUUAACCCAUCUAUUUGGAGAAUAGUCAAAAAAGGCUAUGUUUUGCAGAAUCCCGAAGAUCCCACCAAGGAGGACGAUGAGAACGAGCACAAGAACGCUCAAGCCGCCAAUGCAAUACUUAGUGCCUUGAGUGGAAGUGAGUUCAACCGUGUGGAUGGCAUUGAGAGUGCCAAAGUGAUUUGGGACACGCUUCGGAACUUGCAUGAAGGCACGGAUAGUGUUCGUGAGUCCAAGGUGGAGAUCCUCAAGGGGCAAUUUGAGAGAUUUGUGAUGUUGGAUGGUGAGAGCCGAAGUGACAUGUAUGACCGGUUGAGCAAGAUCGUCAAUGAGAUCAAGGGACUUGGCUCCAAGGACAUGACCGAUGAGGUUGUGGUCAAGAAGAUGGUUCGAGCCAUCACUUCAAGGAACUCUACCUUGGUUACCAUCAUUCGUGAGCGUCCGGACUACAAGACUCUCACACCUCAUGAUUUGCUCGGACGCAUUCUUGCCCGUGACAUGCUUGUGCAAGAGUCCAAGGAGGUCAUCCAAUACAUCAACCAAGGCUCAAUGACAAGCAUCAAGAAGGAAGACUUGGCAUUGAAGGCAAAGGAAGAAGAAGAAGAGAGCCGCAAGAGCAAGAGCAAGGAGGAGAUCGAUGAUGAAGAUAAAAGCUUAUCCUAGAACAGAUUAGUUAACUUAUUCAUGAUUAUAGCCUCUGACAAGCCAAAAGCCCCUAAAUCCCCUUGCAUAUUGUGGACUCUUAAUUCAGGGCAGGGUGGAUUGUUGCAGAUGUGAGAUUGCAGGGGUGUAUAGGCUGAACUUAAACAAUCCGGUCAUUGCACUUUUAGAAUAAGACUAAGCUCCCUUUGACGGUCAACAAUCCAUAAAACCAAAAAGUUGGCUUAUGGCAUAAUAAGCCUAAGCUAGAGCUACACAAAAUCAAUCCAUACAGAACAGAGAACAUGAUAACCAAACUUCAAAAAGGGGUACAAAGGAAUUGAACAAUUAUUUAUUCGGUGCAAAAAUAUUAAUUGCACAACUAUUACAGCUUGCCCUAAAUAAAUGAACAAAAUAACUUAAGAUGUAUGAUGACAUAGUAUACCUCAACCAAUCACAACACGUGACAUGCUUCUCCCUAAACAAACCAGCAAAAAACCCAAACUUCAAAUAUAUUUAAAGUCACAACUUGUAAAGUGCCACAUACAAAAUGCAAAAUGUUGCUAAACUAAAGCCAUGCAAAAUACAAGAGGAAGCUCAUAUUAGGAUUAGUUAUGCACUAAAUGUAAUUGUUCGUUAACCGAGUUGUUCUGGCUGAGUGGGGGCAUAUUAUUAGUUCUCCUUUCUACAUUUGUCCUCGAAUUGUUUUGUUUUGCUUGAAUUCGGAAAAACCUAGCUUUGUGCACGUCAUUGCUAAUACAGUGGGAAAUUGACUUUAGCUUAUGUUUACUAACUAUUUUGAGAAUGCAGCACCAUAUAUUGUCAAAUUACUUGGAACUCAAUUAUCUAAAGAGCAUUUCCAGUAGAACAAAACUAAAAGGAAAACGUGUUGCUACCUUGUUUACUAAGAUUAAGCAUCCAAGCUAAAAAAAAAAACUAAUAGCCUAAUAGGUAUAAUCAUAUCAAGAAACUGUCAUGAGGAUUGCGAACUGCUUACUCUAGAAUGAUAUGGAGGUGACUCCUUGUCUUCAAUGAUCCAAGAUACUUCACAAUAUUUUUGUGAUUCAGAUUCUGCGUAAAGUGGCAGAACUUAGAAUUCGCAGCAAUACAAUUUUCUUGCGAACGUAUAUACAUUUCAGAUAUCAAGAACCAUUUAAUUUCAAGUACAAUAGAUUAUAGAUGUGACCACUAACCACAGAAGAAGGAACGGUAUCAUUUUUCAUUAAAUUUUGGGCAUCAGGGCAUCCAUAGGAACAUGUAGCUAAACAUUUAAAUAGAAGCUUGUUGGGUGUAUAAAAAUAAGUAUACAUUGAUGGAACUCCAAAAUUUUCUUCAUAAAUUUGUUCAUGUAAGGCUAUAGCUAUAGAAGCAUAAUGAUAAUAGCAACACUUACAUCCAAAGAUAAAGGGGAACAGAUGCAACAAAAACAAGGAUAGGCACACCUGGAGAUGCCUCCUUUGAUGAUUUAUUCCCACCUAAGAAGCGAGGAGAUCAUGGGGCUGAAGCUUCAACAUCCACUACUGGUGAAGAGCUUCAAUACAAUGGUGCACAAAAUGAUCUCGCGAAGGAACUCAAGACUAGGAUGGCUCAGAAGCAGAAGGAAAAUGAUACUGAGCACAUGAAUGGUGGAAAACUUCUUGAAUAUGUCAUGCGUUUGAGGGAAGAAGAUAUUGAUGGAACGGCAUUUGAUGAGACUAUUCCUGGAGAGAGUCUUUUUCCUUUGCAGGUAUGCGAUGCCCUAAAGCUCUGAUGUUUCUGUGACUGAUGUGUACCUUUAUCAUAAUGUAGCAAUGCUCUUGCUUAACCUUUUCUUUUUAAGUUUGAGUAUGUAUUUGUCUUAUAUAUGGAUCAAGUGUCCAGCUACGCAACCAAGAAGUGACAUUUGCCAUGGACUUUGGCAGCACUCAUUUGCCUUCUCAUGUAUUCAAAUAUUGCAUUAGGUGUCAUUUCAUGUGCAUGCUAGCACCAAGGUCCAGCAGAAGCACCCAGAGUACUGCAGAAGUUUUAGAAUCCAACUGCAUCUGCUGGCAAACUGUCUACGUAGGAGGAUAGAUUGUGCUAGUUAACACUUUAUUCAUCUUUUUUGAAAGCAGGUUUUCUGUGCCUAAAAUGUAUGGAAAGGUUUUUUGUAUUUUCUUAUUUAUGUGCAUCCCUCGCUGUGACUACUAUUCUUGUCUACAAACCUA